This is a messenger RNA of Oppiella nova, 2119 nucleotides long. The record is from the annotation of a GenBank genome assembly. NCBI's taxonomy places the organism in Eukaryota, Metazoa, Arthropoda, Arachnida, Sarcoptiformes, Oppiidae.
AUGAGUCCAAACGGACGGGUCGUUAAGCGCCGGACUCUGAGACAAACCCAUCUCGUGUUCACCACAACUGUCCACAACAAACACACCGUUGGACUCGAUGUCAGAGUCAACAAACGGCUCAAGAGUUCGGUGACCACUGAGAAGACAGAGACCGAUGAUGUGCCAAAAGUGGUGACACUCGAUGACUCCUUCGAAGAACCCACUCAUCCAUCGGUUCCCGAAGUGAUUGUCAAGUCGGAGGACAGAGACUUGGAGUGCGAAGACAGUGAUUCAGUGACUGAGUUGAGUAUUGAAGACGAGUUAAAUCUCAUCGUCGACUGUCACGAAAACAUAGUAACAGUUCCCGCCCUCAAGACUCGACAACAGGUCCAAAGCGAUUGCAUAGCUUUGGGUCUCGACUUAGACAUCGAUGACUCGGGUGACGAGUCGGACACCGGGUGUGCCUCCAGUGGUGUGGACUAUGAAGUGGAGUCCAUAUAUGACUCAGGAGUGGAUCCACAGAAGAAUCGAAUGAUGUAUUCCGUGAAGUGGAAGAACUAUCCCGAAGAGGCAAACACUUGGGAACCGAUCGGCAACUUAAGCCAUUGUAAGAAACUGUUGGAAGAGUUCCGACACAUCCGGAACCUCGACGACACUCAACUGAUGGACUGUUACCACAACUACUAUAAACUGAAAGGAGUUGUCGAAGACAUCUGUGAGAAGAAGUUAGACAAAGACGUGAUGAUCACAUUUCUCAUCAAAUUCAAAGACAUUCCUCUCAAGACCUUCAACUAUUCCAAGGCAUCGGUCCAUAAGCUGCGAAUGGAUUUGAAGGAAAGGUGUGUUUCCAAAAUGGAUAAAAUCAGCGAAACCACCAAAACUGACAAACGGGUCCAUGAAAUGCAAAAUCUCUUCAAUGAAUUAGUGACUGAUCUGAACAUCAAUUCCCGUUUCGGCAGUUUUCAACAAUUCAUAGACUUCUUCACAAAACGAAAGCAAAGUAAUUAUAGACUUAAGAAAUGGGAGAAAGAGAUGAAUGUCAUCAUUGAGAAGGACAGGGAGGGACAGACCAUUAAGCUGGAGAACUAUGUGGACUGUGAGAUGAAUGUCAUCAUUGAGAAGGACAGGGAGGGACAGACCAUUAAGCUGGAGAACUAUGUGGACUGUGAGGUGCCGCCGCAUAACUUCGAGUACAUCUCGAAAUGUAAAACAAAUGACUCGAGAAUCACAAUCAGUGAUGACCCGCCCCUCUAUUGCGAGUGCAGUGACUGCGAGACCGGCGAGGAGGGCUGUUGUGUUGUAUCCAAUCAGUCGUCUAUUGUCUACAACAGGAGUGGCAUACUUAAGGACACUCGACACCUGCGAAACCCAUCGGCUAUCUAUGAGUGCAACAACAAAUGCAAAUGUAGUGACAAUUGCCUCAAUAGAGUCGUACAAAAGGGUCGAAAGCAUAAGAUCGCUAUAUUCCGGACGGACGACGACAAGGGAUGGGGAGUGCGAGCACUGGAGCCCAUACCGAAGGGCUCGUUUGUCAUGGAAUAUAUCGGUGAGAUAAUCACCAUAGAGGAGGCCGACCAUCGCGGGGCCAUCUAUGACGCCGGAGGAAUCACUUACCUCUUCGACUUGGACUACAAUGAAGAGGUGGACGGCUAUAAGUACGCGUUGGACGCCACCCACUCCGGCAAUGUCUCACACUUUGUCAACCAUUCGUGCGACCCAAAUCUGGACACACGAGUGGUUUGGGUCAACAAUUUGGACCCAUUUAUGCCACACAUCGCUCUGUUUGCCAUCAAACACAUCAAAAUGAAUGAAGAGCUCACUUUCGACUAUAAAAUCAAUGUGCAACGGAUUACCGCCAGUGCUAACGGUUCACAGAUCAGUUGCUCUGAAAGAAGUUUCGACUCCGGCUUCGAGGGGUCGACCACUGGUGCGAAGGAGACUCGAGAGGCAAAGACACUGGCGGUCACGUGUAGGUGCGGCGCUCACAACUGUCGCCAGUUUUUGUAUUCAUUGCCGCCGUCACAGACCUCUUAAUGAUUGGAUCAAUGAUUAGAUCAAUGGUUAUACUUUUACUUAAUCAUAAGUGUAAGGGAAUCAACACUUUUUGAAUUAUUUAUUUUGACACCAUUUUAAGAAUGAC